GGAUUCGCGUUCGCGCCAAGUGCCGAAAUGUGCGCACGCGGCGGCCGCGAUGCGCGGGAAACGCUCAGUCGUAAUCGACGAGAGCGCGCGCGAGCACGCGGCCACGCCACCGCGCGCAUUUUAGGUUAGAGUUGGCGCGUUUUGCCCAUCCGCCAGGUGCGAAACGACAUAGUCGCCCCCGCUCGCACGCAUCACCGCCCGCAUCCUCCCUCUCGCUCCCUACCUGCACAUAACAGCUGUUUUCUCCGGAGAUUAGUCAGAUGUUUCUCGCGAACCAGUCGAGGCUCACCUGACACAUUGCUAUGGCCGCCGGAGGUCGCACACCCAAGCAGAGAAGACUAGAGAUGUCCGUCGGCAUGGCAGCCUUGAGGAACGUGUCCAACACGCCGAGGAGGCGUCGCGGAAGCUGCAAGUGUUUGUUUGGCGCGCCCGACCGCGACGAGACGAAUCGCCUGAUGCAGGAACAGUACGCGAGAGAAAGGAAGCGGUUCAUCAGGAGAUUCAACUUCGACAUCGAGACGGAGUGCCCGUUCAAAGCCGCCAAAUUGGACUCGCCAGUGAAGUUCUGUGAUGAGGAUAAGGAGAACUCGAGGAGUCCCAUCAGAUCGGCCGCGGAAGCGUUGGCGUGUGUUGGGAACACAGACCUGAGGGUGUUGGGGUCUCCUUCCAGGAGGACCGGGAGUGCUGGCAGCUCUCCCCGCACCCCGCGCACCCCCCGCACGCCGAGGGCAGCCCGGACCCCGCGCACCCCUCGAACUCCCGCCUCCAGAAGACAAUUGCAAAUGACUGAUUACUGGACUCUGAGGAAACACGCCGAUGCUGCGUCUAGUGACAAAGAAAAUUAGUUAGAUAACUAAUAAAUACCUCUAUGAUAAACAGAAGCGAGAGACGUCUAUAUUAUACAUAUUUGCACUGUGGAUUUUAUUUCUUUUGUUAUGUAAUUUUUGGGGUUUCCUUACUUGUACACUUUUGCGCUUCAACAUUCGAAAUGUAACGCAUAAUUUAUACCGAAUUAUCUUUUGUUACACGUCUCUCUCUAUUGUAAUAUAAAAUAUUUUGUAAUAAAAUUAUAUUUAACAUAAUAAAUGACGAAAUAUUAAGGCCCUGUAGAAUCUAGUCUGUGAUCUCCGCAAUAAUUUUUCUUUCGUCCAAAGAAAGACGAAUAGAAACAGCUUCCUAUGUUAAUAACGAUGUCCUUUAGUAUAAGCUUAGUUGUAGAAAGAAAAGGUAUAAAAUAUUGCAACUUUUGUAUAUGUAGAGACACAUUUCAGUGUCUAAACUCUCUUUAGCUGAUGCAUUUUAGAAAAAAUAUUGUAACAUUAUUUGAAACUACAAUAAAUAAACACGUUAAUUUUGAGCAAAUUAACAUUGUAGUAAUGAAUUGUAAUUUCAGUCAGUGUAACUUAAAAGCAAUGUAUUUGUUAAUCAUAAUACUUUAUUUUAUUGUAACUAGUAUCAAUAUCAAUUUUGUCAUUAUUGAAACUUUUUCAGCGAAUAACAUUUAAUUCGUUUUAUAUUGAUUUGAACAUAAAACCUAUAAAUUUUGUAUUGUGUCCUCAUCAAAUUAAAUAUUUAAGUUGCAAAUAAAAAAUAUUUUAAUUAUUAUUUACUAAGUACCGCAUGAAACAUGCGGUUUAUCUUUAAUUUAAAUAAAUAUUAUUGUUUAAGAAUCACACAUAGGUACGGACACAAUAUUUUGAGAACUUAAAUAUUAUAGUCUCCAGUGUUUAAACACAAGGUAAUAAGUAAAUAAUAAAUAAAUUUUGCAACACAAAUUUUCGACUAUACUACAGCGAAAUAAAUUUUUAUUUAACUUAUGAAAUACCACGAAAUGUUAAAUCAU
Ostrinia furnacalis (Asian corn borer) is the source of this 1843-nucleotide messenger RNA. RefSeq lists its product as uncharacterized. Gene Ontology annotation, molecular function: cyclin-dependent protein serine/threonine kinase inhibitor activity. Gene Ontology annotation, biological process: regulation of cell cycle. Lineage: Eukaryota; Metazoa; Arthropoda; Insecta; Lepidoptera; Crambidae. The transcript has 2 exons. Gene Ontology annotation, cellular component: nucleus. The coding region runs from base 303 to 845 and encodes 180 amino acids. The record is from RefSeq and is a predicted model, not a curated record.